AUGCACUUUCUCAGCUUACUGGUUUCCUUGACACUCACCCAGGGGACAGUGCUGAAGAAGAGAGUUCUGGAAAAUGUGGUUAACACGUUUGUUGGCGAGUUCCCGAAGGACAUUUACAAAGCAGAGUUUUCCUUCAUCCUGGUUCUCCCUGCCUCAGAAUGUGUGGGGGACAGACCCCCAGAAAUCCUGGCCACCGUCAACUCCGGACACAGGAGCCGAAGCAUGAGAAAGGGGCCCACGUUUAGCGAUACAACGGCUGACUUUUUGGAUCCGUCAAACCACAUGGCCCUGUACCCCGAGCUGGACGGGAGCUGCCCAGAAGAGUAUCUCCUGAACAAUCCCACCAGGAGCUGGUUCUCUGCACAGAAAGGUGUGUCCUCCCGUCUGCCGGAUGACAGCUCAGGCUGUGUAGUGUUCUUCACCCGACAUGCGCCCUGCGAGGGCUCGUGCCUUAACAGCCACGUGAUCGAGCUGCUGGCAGACACCCCUUUCUCAGACCACUGGACGGAGAGUCAUGGGAUCCACAAAUACUUUGUGUUCACGAGUGAGUUUGGGGAAGGGCGGGAUGGGAGAUGCAGUGGGAGGAGCCUAUUGCCGCAGCUGACUGCGUCUGCUGGGGAGACAACUUCACCUUUCAGUCCCUGGAACUGCACCAGAACUGGCAAAGAGUACAAGUGUGAAGACUGA
Scleropages formosus (Asian bonytongue) is the source of this 687-nucleotide messenger RNA. RefSeq lists its product as uncharacterized. Lineage: Eukaryota; Metazoa; Chordata; Actinopteri; Osteoglossiformes; Osteoglossidae. The transcript is spliced from 2 exons. Bases 1 to 687 code for a protein of 228 amino acids. The record is from RefSeq and is a predicted model, not a curated record.